Sciurus carolinensis (gray squirrel) is the source of this 3368-nucleotide messenger RNA. It is a transcript of the gene B3gntl1, whose product is annotated as UDP-GlcNAc:betaGal beta-1,3-N-acetylglucosaminyltransferase like 1. NCBI's taxonomy places the organism in Eukaryota, Metazoa, Chordata, Mammalia, Rodentia, Sciuridae. The transcript has 11 exons. The coding region runs from base 49 to 1173 and encodes 374 amino acids. The record is from RefSeq and is a predicted model, not a curated record.
GAGGCGGGACUGCGAACUGGAGGCGCGGGUGGUGGCUGCCGGGUGGCCAUGCGGCGUCUGGGGAACCCCGCCGGGCCAGGCCAGCCGCCCUUGGUGUCUGUCAUCCUCCCUGUCCACAACGCUGACCUGUGGCUGGAUGAGUGUUUGGAGUCUGUUCUGCGGCAGGACUUUGAAGGCACCAUGGAGCUCUCUGUUUUUAAUGAUGCCAGUAAGGACAAGUCUAUGACUAUAAUUGAAAAGUGGAGGCCCAAGUUAGAAGGCUCUGGCAUCCUUGUGGUCGUUGGAGGCCACGAUUCUCCUUCUCCCCGCGGAGUUGGAUAUUCUAAAAAUCAAGCAAUUGCUCAGAGCUCAGGGGCUUACCUUUGCUUCUUGGAUUCAGACGACGCCAUGAUGCCUGGGAGGGUGAGGCUGCAGUACGAGGCUGCUGUCCAGCACCCCACAAGCAUCAUAGGGUGCCGCGUGAGGAGAGACCCCCCGGGCUCCACCGAGCGGUACACACGCUGGAUCAACCAGCUGGCGCCUCCUCAGCUUCUGACUCAGGUGUUUACCGCCCAUGGCCCCACGGUGAUCAUGCCCACCUGGUUCUGCUCGCGAGCCUGGUUUUCCCACGUGGGCCCAUUUGACGAGGGCGGGCAGCACCUCAGGAAGGGCGGCGGGCUCCUCCGGGUGGACCAGACCCUGCUCCUAUACCGCUACCACCCCCGGGCGGCCACGCACUCUGUCCUGGAAACCACCAUCUGGACCCACCGCGUCCGCUUCCUGGAGGAGCGGGCCCUGCCCAGCUGGACGUCCUUCACCAUCUGGAACGCGGGCAGGCAGGGACGCAGACUGUACCGCAGCCUGACGGCCGCCAGCCGCCAAAAGGUGGGCCCAGCCCCAGCCCUUCCCCGCCCUUCCCUUCCCCGCCCCCACUCCCCGCCCUGCCCAGCACCCAGUGCCCCUCCCCAGGUGGUGGCCUUCUGCGACGUGGACGAGAACAAGAUCAGGAAAGGCUUCUACUGCUACGAGGGGGCUCAGGAGAGGCCCAAGCCGCGUGUUCCCGUCCUGCACUUCAGAGCAGCCCGGCCACCCUUCGUCCUCUGUGUGAAGCUGGACCUCACAGGGGGCGAGUUUGAGGACAACCUAAGGUCACUACACCUGCAGGAGGGCCGGGACUUCCUACACUUCAGCUGAUGGCCGUAGCAGCUGCCCCAGGUGGGUCUGUGCGGACGCGCCAGCAGGCUCCUGAACCAAGUCGGCCUCCUUUGCACACCACACGGUUGUGCGUCGAGCUCGGCAGGUUUCUUAUCUUCAAACCGUCCUGCGUCUAAAGCAGCCCUCGCGCAGCCUGGUGGGUGCGUCCGUCAGACCAGCCUCUUCUCGUGGACCCACUGCAGCCAGGCACUCCAGGACGCAGGUGGACGCUGGACUGCGGGCAGCACCACUGGUCUGGCUCUGUCCUCCACGCUCAGGGUGGCCCGGGCUCCGGCCAGUGUGCUGCUGCCCCCUCACAGGUGCCCCCUGUGCGGCAGCCAGCCUGGGGCUCUGCCUGCUGCGGGUCCACGCUGGCCCUGUGCUCGCUCACGCCGCCUCCUAGCGGACCCGCAGCUAGGGGCAGGCACCAGGGGCCUCCAGCACGCCGCUGGGCAGGGGGAAGGGUAGAAGAGGGCAGGCUGGAAGCCACGUCUCUGUGCAGCAGGGCUGAGAAGCUGGACUCGAGCCAGGCCUGGUCAAGCUCAGGCUGACCCGUGAGUCCGAAGGGGGCACGGUGACCUGACUGGACCAGAGAGCGCGUGGAGGACUGGGCCGGGGCCAGCACCCCGAGCCUGAAGACGCGCACCCCUGGCCACAGCACUCUCCGGAACCCUCCCCGGGGCCCUGCCUGUGGGAGCUCUGCUCUCUCCACGUCGCCCUAAUAAACCCUGUUGCUUUGCCCUCACGCGGGUCUGCGGAUCCUUUAAGUUCACAAAACAGAAGACCCUCCCGCGUGACCCGCCUCUCCCGCGGGCACAGUGCAGAGCCCUCGGACUCAGGUGGCCUCGCAGCCUCCCCGCGCUGCUGCAGCUCCAUGCAGCACAUCUGACUCCACAUCACCUCCUGAGACCCUGUCACGGGUGGACAUGCGUCUCAGUUCCGGCUGGGCAGGUCCCCCCGCUGCGUCCACUUGGUUGUCUAACCUACCCAGUGAGCUGACCUUCACUCCCCGGGGUCCCUUCCUCGAGGUGUGUCUGCACUAUCUGGCCUCUUGGUUCUGGCUCUGGUCUUCUGCCCAACACCUCUGCAGGACUCAGCUCGGGAGGCCAGCGUCCACCCUCUGCCCCAGGAGCGCCCUGCUCAGGGCAUUUCACAGCUUUCCGGUCCAGGAGUCGAGCACGUACUGGGCAGGCCCUGUGGGCGGGUGCACCCUGGGCCAGCACCGCAGACGCUGUUGCUCAGCUCAGGACUCCACUGUGAAUGUCCACAGCUGGCAAGUCCUGCCCCUCUCCUGUCGAAAUCAAACCUCACAGCUGGACUCCCCAACAGGAGCCCUUGGUGCCCAGGGCCCGCGCUCCGGCUGACCAGGGCCUGCUCUCCGGCUGACCAGGGCCCCACCUUUCUGCCCAGGGCACUGGCUUCUGCCGCUCUUUGGCUGGCUCCACCCCAGAGCCAGGCAAGUGCUCAUGUCCUUGCUGGACACACGUAUGGACUCCUGCCUGCACGUGCCCCGUGGAGAGGCUCCUGACCCCCCCUUGGGGCCAGCAGGCUGCCCACUGCACUGGCUGCCCUGAGGACGACGGGCACUUCUGAGCCUCUGCCCAGUCCAGGGUCCAGAAACCGUGCUGCACUGAGGAGGGGCCACCAGGCCUUGGUGCCAGGGCCACGGGGUUGGCACGGCAGUCGGCUGGCCAGGGGCAAUGGCCUUCCCUUGGGCAGCAGAGUCAAACUGGAAGGAACUGCUGUGCCGCCGAUGGGCCUGAGGGCCCGUGACGGUCCCCGUGCCUGUCUCCCUGUCCCCUCGGGCGCACGCUCUGCCUGGCAGGACAGCAGGGCCCCCCGGGACCUCGAGGGGCCUCGUCCAGGAGGGACGGGGGGCACCUGUUGGGUGGGGAAGGAGUGAGUGCCAGAGCCCAGCGGGCUGCAGGAUGUGCAGCUCCCACCCAGCAGGUCUGGGCCCAAGCAGUGACACCCGCCCAGCGAGGGCAGCGUGGUGCCCCUGGCCCAGCUCCUGUGGCCAGGGGCAGGCUGUCCGGGCUUCUGGGGGCUCGCCCAGGUGGGAGCGCCUCUGCUCCCACCGCCCUUGCAGCCUCAGCCUCCUGCUCCCUGCACUCCGCCAUAUGCGCCGUGCCAGCGGGAAGCGUGCAAGUCCCUGGGCGGAGCCCCGGCCCCGGCCCCCACGCACACUGGUCCCA